Messenger RNA from Diabrotica virgifera virgifera (western corn rootworm), 1647 nucleotides. RefSeq names its product myosin-9. The coding region runs from base 136 to 1020 and encodes 294 amino acids. Lineage: Eukaryota; Metazoa; Arthropoda; Insecta; Coleoptera; Chrysomelidae. The transcript has 7 exons. Gene Ontology annotation, biological process: regulation of microtubule polymerization or depolymerization; neuron projection development; microtubule depolymerization. The record is from RefSeq and is a predicted model, not a curated record. Gene Ontology annotation, cellular component: cytoplasm; neuron projection. Gene Ontology annotation, molecular function: tubulin binding.
CCCUUUCCGUCAGUAUCAACGGAAAAGGCGGUCAGUUUAUCACGGAAGUAACGCAAAUUUCGGCAAACACAUCAAAACCCUCAUCAGGAGCGGUAUCAGUGGUUGUGAACGUACGAAUAAGAAAAAACCGUCAAAAUGCUCAUCGGGCUAGUCAGAGAAUCCGUUAUGCAAUGCUUUUGCCACACAUGUCGGGCCCCGUUGGCCUCAGCCGUGCAUAGGUCACAGAUGCCUAUUACCAAAGUGAAAACGAAGUCAAAGAUUUCCAUACAAGACCAACCAAAACGGGUGCAGUUUGUUACAACUGAAGUCCGUUGUCAAGAGAAAACCAAAGGAGGUCUUCGCUAUGAAGUGAUCCUUGGUGAGCCAGAUGUCAAAGCUCCCCCACCAAAGUUGUCACUCUCUCCGAAGGGCAGCAUGUCCGUCCAGGAUAUUGAAGAUAAACUAAAGGCAGCUGAGGAACGCAGACAGCAAUUGGAAUCAAACAAAAUGGCUGCUUGGUCUGCGAAAAUCAUGAAAAUCGAAGAGGCCAGUCGCAAAAAGAACGAAAAGACUUGUCAAUUCAUAUCUACCACUCGCGAUGCUCUAGAACAAAAAAUGGGCACUCACGUAGAGAAAAGGGAAGCAUAUAUCACCGACUUAAGGUCAAAACUAAAGGAUCAUAUCGAAAAUGUCGAAAAGACUCGUUUAUCUCUGGAAGUUCAAACAGAAGAAGUCAGAUCAGCUAUUGAAGAUAAACUGAAGACAGCUUCUCAACAACGCGAUGAUAACAUCAAAAAGAUGUUGGAACGCCUAAAAGAGCACGAAGAACAAGUAGCUAAGGUGAGAGAGCAAAAUACCAUAAAAUUGCAACAGUUGGACCUUGCGAUCACAGAAAAACUAGAGCAGGCUCAAUCACGAAAAGAACAGCUCGAACAAGAGCAGAAAGAGAAACUCAAGAGUUACGAGAAGCGAGCUGAGCUCGUUCGCCAGAACAAGGCCAAUCUGGUCGCCGAAGGCAAGCUGAUCCCGUCUUCUGGUUAGAAGAAGGAACCGUCACAUGGUUACAAUUAUCUAUCAUUAUAAAUCUUACUUCGAUCGAAGCUCAUUUACUUCUUAUAUCGUUUAAUAAUACAUACUUUUAGUAUUGAAGGUGGCCUUUGCGCCUGCGCUAAUAUACACGCUCCGGAAUUUGUAAAAACUUCGUUUUGCUUUGAUAUUUGGUUAAAUAUACCUGUUGGACACAUGAUUUUAUUAUCUUACGUACUACUUUAGAUAUAUUUGUUAAAGUCGUUGUUUAGAGCUGGAAUAAGCUUGAACUAAAGUAGUUUAUGUAAUAUUAAGUAAUUUAUCGUACUUUUGCUUUGCCUCAAGAUGAAGCUUUGCUUUGUGAGGGAAGUUUCACAGCUUAAGCUGAAAGUGGUUAUGCCUUCGUAUUUUAUGUGCCAUGUGUCAUGUUUCCAACACUCCUAAAUUGAUAUUCCGUUCUUCUUUGCGUGUAUAUCACCGCAGGCGCAAAACUCUUACCGCCUAAUUCUCACAUAUUGUCAGAAAUGUGGCUUCGUACUGAUAUUCAGUUUGUGUUAUUAUUGUUUUUGUCUACGUAUAUUUUUCUUUGCUUAACCGUAUUUUAUAUAUUGUACUGACUUAGUAAAAUGUUAUUUUCAUUUA